UGAGAUAUUUUUAGUUAUACUCGUUUAAGUUGCAUGCAAUUUAGUAUGAUGUGGCCAAAAUUCAAAUUUCCAUUAUCAUAUUAAUUUUGCGAUGCUGAAUUUGUAAGCAACCAUAACCAAAAGAAUAACUUUAACUUAAUGCUGCUUUAUUCUUUCAUGCUUGUUGGGGUUAUUACCUUUAUUCCUUUUAUCUAUUUGGAUUCUUGUUGAAGGUCUCUUAAGUCUGGCGAACUUUAGUCAAGAGAAAUAGGCUUCAUGGAUGAUCAUGAUCUUACUGUCCAGGUUCUUAACAUUUCUCCAGCAACAACGAGGGAGGAUCUUACUGUGUUCUUUUCAUAUUGUGGUACAAUUGAUAAAAUUCAGCUCAAGAAAGAUAAUGAUAGUUCCCAAUCAGCAUUUGUGACUUUCAGACAACCUUAUGCAGUUAGAACCUCUCUUCUUUUAAAUGAUGCUCUCAUUGGAGAUCGGCAUGUCAAAAUAAUCAAUCCGCCUAAACUUAAAAGUAUUCCAGUUAUAUUUGGCUCUUCAAAGGAUCAUGAGAGAUCCGGUGGAGGCUUGAUUCCGACUUGCCAAUCCGUAUUACAAACGGUGACCCUAAGAGGGCAAGAGACACUGAACAAAGCGAAGGAAACAGCAAGAUACACUGGCAAAACAGUUGCAAAUCAAGCUAAUUCUGCUAUCCUCUCCGUCGAGCAAACCGCAGGCGGUAUUGGAUCUGCAAUCAUGAGCAGUAACUGUUUCUCAAAUGGUGCGCUAUGGCUCUCAGGCGUGCUUGACAGGGCUUCUAAGAGUGUGGCAGAGCUCGGUGGUUCCAAAGCUCAAAACUGUAACUUUUCUAAGAAGAAAUGAAGGUGAAGUUUACUUUCAGAUGUAGUAAUCAGCCUGAACACAAAAAGUUUGCUUGCUAAACUCCUAUUUAAUGCCUCAGACUGUAUAAAAAGCACAUAAUAUGAUCUUUAUGGCUUUGAGCAUCAGCUAGAGAAGUUUUUAGAUGGAAGCUGGCAUUAGCUAAGUUUAAAAUGUGAAAUUUUUUCUAUGUAUGUUGAAAUUGUUGGUAGGGAUGUGGUAGAUAACUGGAUUGUUUUCAGGUUUCUACUUCAAAA
Dendrobium catenatum is the source of this 1103-nucleotide messenger RNA. RefSeq lists its product as uncharacterized. The record is from RefSeq and is a predicted model, not a curated record. The coding region runs from base 256 to 849 and encodes 197 amino acids. Lineage: Eukaryota; Viridiplantae; Streptophyta; Magnoliopsida; Asparagales; Orchidaceae. Gene Ontology annotation, molecular function: RNA binding. The transcript is spliced from 4 exons.